GUAAAAGAUUGCCGCUGUAAUAUAUAAAGAAUAGCUCUAUUAAAUGGGUCAGUAAUCGUUAUAAACUACAAUAAAGCAAUUGACAUUCUACAAAAGUCUUUGUUUUAAAAAUGAAACACCUUGCAAUUGUUUUCUCAAUUUUCUUGUUUAUAAACGUUAGUCAAUCUACACCUUUUAAGGAAUGCAACAAGGGACAAAGACCUCCUACGAAUCUCAGAAUUAACGGUUGUGAAGACUUUCCUUGCAAAAUUUACAGAGGAAAAAAUAUUACUGCAGAGUGGGAUUUUAUUGUCAAUGCUCCAACAAAAGCUUUAACACCAAAAGUGACAGCAUAUGUACUGGAAACAUCAGUUGUAUAUCCCUUCGCUCAGAAAAAUGCAUGCGAUACUCUAAUAAAUGGAGAGUGUCCUUUGAGUAAGGGAGAUGAAGUGACUUAUUCUUUAAACAUGCCAGUACUCUCAGCUUAUCCCAAAAUAAAAUUAAGCAUUCAAUUUGAAUUUUUCGACGAUAAUGGAAACGUUCAAGUUUGUUUCAUUGUUCCUUCCAAAGUUGUAUAAGUAACAAAUAAAAUGAAUAUGUUUAAAAUUCACCCAGUGGGCACAGGGAUGUCAUUUAAGACGUCUAUUUUUCUUCGUAGACAAUUAUCAAAUAUACAAUCUGGUUACUAAUUAGAGAUGCCCUAAAAACGUCUUUCGCCCAAGUACAAAGAACGUCCUUAAAAAGACAUCCUUCUGAUGUCUUUUAAUCAAGUGUGCACAUUUAUUUACAAAUAACUGUAAUGUACUUUUUAAAAAUAUCAGACUGAAAAUAUGUACGAAAUAUAAACGUAUUUUUACAUUUUAAAGAGUAUUUAUUAAUUUAAUGUCAUUGUUAUUGUAAAUAAAUACAUUAUUAAUAAAAAUAACCAAAUAAA
This is a messenger RNA of Leptopilina boulardi, 913 nucleotides long. Its product is annotated as NPC intracellular cholesterol transporter 2-like. Gene Ontology annotation, biological process: sterol transport. Gene Ontology annotation, molecular function: sterol binding. The record is from RefSeq and is a predicted model, not a curated record. NCBI's taxonomy places the organism in Eukaryota, Metazoa, Arthropoda, Insecta, Hymenoptera, Figitidae. Bases 111 to 557 code for a protein of 148 amino acids. The transcript is spliced from 3 exons.